Messenger RNA from Parastagonospora nodorum SN15, 987 nucleotides. RefSeq lists its product as hypothetical. Gene Ontology annotation, cellular component: membrane. The coding region runs from base 1 to 987 and encodes 328 amino acids. The record is from RefSeq and is a predicted model, not a curated record. NCBI's taxonomy places the organism in Eukaryota, Fungi, Ascomycota, Dothideomycetes, Pleosporales, Phaeosphaeriaceae. Gene Ontology annotation, molecular function: carbohydrate:proton symporter activity. The transcript is spliced from 6 exons. Gene Ontology annotation, biological process: carbohydrate transport; transmembrane transport.
AUGGGUCGGUUUCGGAUCAUCCAAAGUACCCGAUACAAGUCCAUUUUCCUGGCGUUUUCCCCUCGCAUUCCAGUGUCUGCCAUGUCUGAUACUCAUUUGCGGCAUGAUGUUCUUUCCAGAGAGUCCUCGGUCGAAAUUGAUCGCGCGGAUGAGGCAUUGGUGGUGCUGAAGAAACUACACUUCGACGGGAGUAACUCUGACUGGAUACAGUCGGAGUUCAAUGAGAUAAAACUGACUAUAGAUGCAGAGAGAGCGAUAACUGCUCCGGGCUGGCGAGUCAUGUUUACUGUGCCAGUUUGGAGAACCCGCCUCAUGCAUGCUACUUUAGUUCAAUUUUUUGGUCAGAUGACUGGAAUCAACGUCAUUGGAGAUCGAAACUUGCUCGUCACCAGUAUCUACAACGUUGUCGGACCUAUCUUCAACCUCGUAUUUAUCGUCUUCUUCCUGGACAAAGUUGGACGCAAGAAACCCUUGAUCUUCGGAACAAUUGGCAUCAGCCUCGCUCUCAUCUGUGAGGCCGCACUCGGGUCACAAGUCGAUAGUGCGACUGGAUCGCGCAGGGCUGGCAUCUCUGGUGCGGGCGUCUUCUUCUUAUUCCUGGUGUCCUGCAUAUUCAGUGUUUCAUUUGGGCCUAUAUCAUGGGUAUAUGCCUCCGAGAUCAUGCCGCUGAGCAUCCGUGGUCGUGGCUCAGCUUUUGCGACGGGUGUAGGAAAUUGGUUAGUGGGAACUGUCUGGUCACAGGUAUCCCCUAUCGGUCUCGGCAAGAUUACCUACAAGUUCUAUUUCAUUUUCGUAGCGUUCAAUCUCUGCGUUACACUACCGACUAUCUGGUUCAUCUUCAAGGGAGAUUUGCUGUUUGGCGAUCAGGCAAUUGCUACACAUAUGCUGUCUGAUGAUUUGGACGACAAGGAGAAGCAGAUCGAAAUGGAAAGAAUCGAGGACGCAAAAAGGAAGCUCGCUGCUACUAAUGUGACUGCUGUACACUAG